GAGGAGUUGCUUGAACAGGAGUGUGUGUGUUUUUGAGAGGCAGUCAGCCAGAGAAGUGUAUUAGUUUGAAAAGGUUUUGGAUUUAUUCUUUUUCCCUUUUUGGAAUACUGUACCAGUGAUUGUCAAGUCUUCAUCAUAAUCAACACCAAGUAGAUCGGAAGUAAUGUCUUCCAAGCCCAUAGAAAGUCCUCCACCUUACGAGGCAGAUCAUGGUAUCAUCCCUCCACAGCCAGCCUAUUCUUACUACCCAGAUGACGAGUUCCAGCAUUUCUAUCGCUGGUCGUCUCCACCAGGCAUCCUCAAAAUUAUGGCCGUCAUUUCCAUUAUAUCGUGCAUAGGCAUAUUUGUUUGUGUUGCCUCCACACUGGCCUAUGACACUCAGGGAGCAUUUUCUAACUUUGCAGGCAUUGGUGGAAGCUAUGGUGGAGGCUAUGGUGGAAGCUAUGGUGGAGGCUAUAGCGGAGGCUAUGGCGGAGGCUAUGGCAGCUAUGGCGGAGGCUAUGGCGGGUACAACAUGUAUGGUUACAGCAACUAUGUUGACCCACGGUCAGGCAAAGGGUUUAUGAUUGCAAUGGCAGGCAUUGUGUUCAUCUUCUCCCUUGCAGUCUUCAUCAUCAUCAUAUCCCGUCAGAGCCUAUCAGAGAGCAGGAAGUUCUACCUAGCUCUAAUUAUCAUCUGUGCCAUCCUAGCGCUGCUCAUGUUGAUAGCCAGCAUAGUCUACCUGAUGGCUGUGAACCCCACAGCACAGUCAGCUGGGUCGUAUCAAAGCAUGACUAUUGCUGGGCUGUGUGCUCCGUACACCCAGAUGCAAGGUGGAACAGGAUUUGUUAAUGAAUACCUUUACCACUACUGUGUGGUGGAGCCACAAGAGGCCAUUGCCAUUGUGUUAGGCUUCGUGGUGACUGCAGCUCUGAUUAUAAUGCUCGUCUUUGCAGUGAAGACGCGCCAGAAAAUCCUAAAUUUUGGCAAGAGCAAUAUUUUGUGGAAGAAAGUGAAAAUCAUCGAUGACUUGGGACCACCUCAGGAUGUAGAGGAAUGGGUGAAGAAUGUGUCCUCCGUGCCUGGAGGAGUUCCGAUUUCAGACUACCCUGAUAAACUAAGGGGCUCCAGGAAUGAUCUGGAUGAUGAAAGCACCAACUAUGAGAAACCACCGUACAGUUACAGCCCUCCGUCUGUAGUCCAGGACCUGCCGCUGCAAAACGGCACUCUCCACAGCAGUAUCUCGGAGGUGGGGAGUUCAAAUGGACUUCCCAAAACGAAACGACCAGGUCGGCCUCGCCGCACAGAUGGUCAGGACUACGACACAGACUACAACUCCUCUGGAGACGAGCUGGACGAUGAUGACUUUGACAGUGAGUUUCCUCCAAUAGCAAAUGAGCAAGAGCGCAACAACUACAAGCGUGAAUUUGACCGCGACCAUCAGGAGUACAAAGAUCUGCAGGCAGAGCUUGAUGUCGUUAACAAGAACCUCUCAGCAGUGGACAGAGAGCUUGAUGAGCUGGAGGAGGGAAGCCCACAGUACCUGGAUGCUUUGGAUGAGUACAACAAGCUAAAGAAAAUGAAAAAGUCGGCUGAUUAUCAGGUGAAGAAGCGCAGAUGUAAAUACCUGAAGUCCAAACUGAACCAUCUUAAGAAGAUGGUCAGCGAUUAUGACCGCAGGACCUGAACAAACCUGUGAGGAUUGUACACCAGUCUGAGUGGACAGAAGGGACUAACUCAAGCCGCUCUUGGAUUAACAGCAGGAUGAAUCUAUGAUUACUUACAUUGUAUAUGUUACAACAGUCUGAUUGUUUGUAUUUUAGUAGAAAACAAAUACUGUCUUAAAUUUCGCAACUGUUUGUAUUAUCAGUAUGAAACAUAGAUUGUAUAUAUGUAUUUGCCUUGUGUGAUCUGAUGUAAUAGAGUUCUGCUGUAUUGGCUUUCGGCUGUUACGCAUAAAAUCACACAUAAUCUGAGGGUUUAUUAGCUUUUACUCACAGUAACUUGUUUUAACCGUCUCUUAAAUUUUAAUUGCAUUCUUAUUUUACACGGUAAAUAAAAAUAUGUAAAUAUGUAGGGAACCGUUUUUAGCAGUUUGUGGUAAUAAGUUCCUUCUGUUGUUUUAAAAUGUGCUAUGUCUGCUGAGGUCUGUUUCUUUAUGGAUGACAGAACAGACAGUUUGACCAGGCACGUUUAAUGUAUAAUGAUGUUUUUUAACAAUGGUUUGGUGGUACAUUUUUAAUAUAAUAUAAAUAAAGUUUGUUUUUUUUCAUCUCAA
This is a messenger RNA of Archocentrus centrarchus (flier cichlid), 2257 nucleotides long. It is a transcript of the gene oclna, whose product is annotated as occludin a. The record is from RefSeq and is a predicted model, not a curated record. Bases 164 to 1666 code for a protein of 500 amino acids. Gene Ontology annotation, biological process: bicellular tight junction assembly. Gene Ontology annotation, cellular component: cytoplasmic vesicle; apical plasma membrane; bicellular tight junction. Lineage: Eukaryota; Metazoa; Chordata; Actinopteri; Cichliformes; Cichlidae. The transcript is spliced from 9 exons.